AUGCCCCGUGUCACCUACCUCAGCCCCACUGCCUCCACAGCUGACCCAGCCCAGCGCGAGCCCCCUACCAGCUCUGGAAUCCUACCAUGGGGCUACACCGACCUUUUCACCUUCUGCUCCUACCUCGGUUUCUCAGGAAGAUUAGAAUGUGGUAAAAGGACGGGGAGUGUCUGCGGGUCUCGGGCGCUGGACAGGAUUCAGCAGAGCAGCCGGUUGGAGGACGACCAGAUAGCAGGAUUUGGAACACCCAAGUCUUGA
Molecule: messenger RNA, 258 nt
Organism: Knipowitschia caucasica
Lineage: Eukaryota; Metazoa; Chordata; Actinopteri; Gobiiformes; Gobiidae
Source: the annotation of a GenBank genome assembly